Molecule: messenger RNA, 6888 nt
Organism: Patella vulgata (common limpet)
Lineage: Eukaryota; Metazoa; Mollusca; Gastropoda; Patellidae
Product: transmembrane protein 184B
Exons: 8
Coding region: 122-1579 (485 amino acids)
Biological process (GO): transport
Molecular function (GO): transporter activity
Source: RefSeq, a predicted model, not a curated record
UUUCGCCAUUUUAUUACGGAAGAAAUAGAGAAGUACUGAACACGGUUAAUUGGAUGAUUAUUUUUUUCUAAUGAAUUCCAAUCAUGUGACAAAAUUCGGAGAAUAGCUACGCAUAACAACUAUGGCUACCAUUGAUUCCACAACAUUGUCACCAUCAUCCACAACUAAAGUCUUGGCUAAUUUGGUGUCUGCCGUUAUAAAAUCAACUACAGCAGUUCCUGAACCAACUACAACAAGUUCAAUUCCUACUACAACCCAAACAACUACCACAUUUAACCCAGAUGUAACAGGUUCAUCACUCGAUCCUAAUGUAUCCAAUAUAUCGGCUCCAAUACCCCUGAUCUUUUUACAGACUACUGCAGCCCAAGGCAUCGCAGGAACAUUUGCAGUGGCAGCUAUUCUUAUAACAGUUCAUCAGAUUUAUUUACAUCUACGUUACUACACAUGUCCUAAUGAACAAAGAUGGAUUGUUCGAGUAUUGUUCAUUGUACCUAUUUAUUCCUUCGACUCAUUUCUCAGUCUCAUGUUUUUCAACAAUGACAAUUUUUAUGUGUAUUUUGACAGUGUUAGAGACUGUUAUGAAGCCUUUGUGAUAUACAGUUUUCUAAGUCUGUGCUAUGAAUAUCUGGGAGGUGAAGGUUCAAUUAUGGCAGAAAUACGAGGAAAGCCAAUCAAAUCUAGUUGGUUUUGGUGUACAUGUUGUCUAUCGGGACGACAAUAUACAAUUGGUUUCCUACGUUUCUGUAAACAGGCCACAUUACAGUUUUGUAUCAUCAAGCCUGUUAUGGCCAUCUUAACUCUCAUCCUACAAGCCUUUGGUUAUUAUAAAGAUGGAAACUUCUCAAUUGCUCGAGCGUAUUUAUACAUCACUCUAAUCUACAAUUUCUCUAUAAGUUUGGCUCUGUACGGGCUUCUUCUCUUCUAUUUUGCCACUAGAGAAUUGUUGAGUGCAUAUGAACCGGUUCUUAAAUUCUGUAUCAUCAAAUCCACCAUUUUCCUGUCAUUUUGGCAAGGUGUUGUAUUGGCUAUACUGGAGAAAACGGAAGUAAUAAGUCCUAUAUUUUCUCAAGGUAACCACAUGGAAGUAGGAGUAGGUACAGUAUCUGCUGGAUGGCAAAACUUCUUUAUCUGUAUAGAGAUGUUUAUUGCUGCCAUUGCUCUUAGAUUUGCUUUCCCCCAUAGUGUUUACAGCUCGGGUCCUACCAGUACUCAUGGACGUACUGUCUCCCUUCAAAGCAUAUCGAGCAGUUUGAAGGAAACGAUGAACCCAAGGGACAUAAUGCAGGACGCAAUUCAUAACUUUCAUCCUCAGUACCAGCAGUACACUCAAUAUCAACAUGGCUCGAAACCAACUCGUGAAGAAGAACAUAUAGAUAGCAUGUGGCCCACAGAACCAUAUCAAUAUCAGAAUCAGAUCACCCCAAACGGUAACACACCUCAACCACAGAGUCAUGGACAUGGUCAUGGUCAACCACAACCUCGUAUACAAGGUCCUCCUGGUCCUCCAGGUACCACACCAAAUAAACAUCGCUUUAAUGAAAAGACCACACUUCUUAGUUCUGAUGAUGAAUUCCAAUGAAGAUCAAAGACUGAGGAAGAGAGAGAUUAUUUCAGGGAAUAGGCCGACAGUUUAGUACUUGAGAAAUUUUUACAUUGUUAUUAAAGCUUGAAACUAUCGACCUUUGUCCAAAAUAUCAAAACGUUACUAACUUUUUUUUUUUAAAUAAAUGAUAGUAAUUGCUUGAUUUAGCAGUAAAAGUUCAAAAAGGAAUUAAUCUCAUAAAAAAAUAAUAUAGUAUAUAGUCAGGUUGUUGAUAUGCUUCUCAAUUUAGAGACAAUAGAACUAUGCUUGAUUUUGGUAAUAUUGUUACUUCUGGAAAUUGCUCUGAGACUAUAUUCUCAAACAAACUGAAAAAGUAGAAUCUCUUUCCCAGAUUUUCAAUAUCUUUAGAGUUACGAUCUUUCCACCAUAUAUACAAUCAUAAAUAGUUAUUUUUACUUUUGACGAUCUUUCCACUACAUAUAUACACAAUCAUAAAUAGUUAUUUUUAGUUGGUCCCGUGUACAUAUUGGCCUGCUCGUAAAAGAUCCCUUGACAGAAUUUGAUAUAAGAGUAGGCCGUAGUGCCGCUGUCCGGGCAAAAUUUCACUCAUAGCACACUGUAUGGCGUAUGCCCGUCUUCAUUAGCCCAGUUCGGAGCAGAACAGUAGGGUGUUAAACCCCAUUUCCAUUCAUUUAUUUUUAGUUGAAAGAUUGUCAUUAAUUUAUAACAUAGGUCCAACUUGUUUCUGGUGUGCUAAUCAGAUUUGCUUGUUUCAUUUUCAUCAACUCAUAUUUUGCUCAUUCUAUGAAAUCUGCUCUGCUCUCGUGAAGUUCCCAUCUUCAUUAGCCAUGGUUGAUGCAGAAAAGCAGGACAUUACGCCCCAUUUAGGCUUGUUCAACAUGCAUAUUAUUAUUGAAUUUCUUAAUGUGGCUUGAAAGAAUAUAGUUACCUCUAUAAUGAUUUGUGCUAUUUUUGCUUGUUGCUUGCAGUCUCACAUGUAGCAUACAGGCAACAUUCAAACUAAUCGGCACACCUGAAUCAAGUUAGACCACUGCUGUUCUUAAUGCAUAUGUUAUUUGUAUGGCUGGCAACAUUCAAACUAAUCGGCACACCAGAAUCAAGUUGGACCAUUGUCUGUAGAAAAUGUGUUUAUUAUUUGAAUGUAUGGCAACAUUCAAACUAAUCGGCACACCAGAAUCAAGUUGGACCAUUGUCUGUAGAUAAUGUGUUUAUUAGUUAUAUAUAAAUAUGAAACAGACACGCCUAUAAUGGUUGCUCGUAUCAAACAGCUGUCUCAUUGCUUUAUUACUACACAAAACUUGAUGGCAAAUAAAUAAAAUAUACAAAAUAUAUAUAAAAUCUUAUUUUUAUUCAUUAUAAACAAAUCAUAUAUAUAUAUAUACAUAUAAUUUAUUUUAUGAACUGUGUCCUAUUUUGUGAAUGUGAUCAAUAUUUUGAGUAGCUUUUAAUCUUAGUAUGGUGUAUGUCCUAGCUUAAAGUUACAAUUUCAUAUUUUCUAAGAAAGUCAAAACAUAAUUAUGUCUUAUGUCCUCUGCUCAAUAGGUUGUCAACUCACUAUUAUACGAUCGUAGGUGUCAUUCUCACACUUAAAACUCAUUUACACCGGAAAUAAUAACACAAUUACCUCCGAAUUACCUCCCUUGUUUUCUAUUCUCCACCAUGGAGUAGCUAUCCUCAAACGUUUGAUUUUGAAGAGGAAAAUGAUAUUUUUGCCAAUUUCUCAACUGGCAAUAGUGAAUUAUAGGAUUGAUAGGAUUAUUCUUUAACAAAGUAGGACUGUUUAUAGAUACCAUCUAUUUUAAGGCUUUAUUUUAAUAAAUUUUAAAAAUAUAACGUAAAAAUAUGAAAUUGCAACUUUAAUAGAUAUAUUAUUAAAUGUAAGUAUUGUAUGCAUGCUCUUUAAGGAAUAUAUAUUAAUCAGAUCUUUUGUCCUUUUCCGCAGAAAGUAUGUGUAUCUUUAUAUCUUAAAUCAAUCUUUGAAAUGUUUUUAAGGAUUAUUCGUCUUUAUAUUCCCCUGGAAUACGCUUCCAGAAAAUAUCCGACUAUGUGAAUCUGUCAGUUUUUAAAUCCAAAGACUGAAAACUUGGUUAUUUAGUCACUAUCAUUAACAUUUUCUAGCGCCUAGUGUAUUCCCUAGUGGAUUGAAUAGUUGUGCGAUACUUUUUUUUAUUAUUAUUAUUAUUAUAAAUUACAUCGAUAGCAAUAUACUGUAUAAUGUGUCACAAAUUAAAAUUAAGAAAGUUCCUUUUAUGACUUUCAUAAAAAUAUUUUUAGAAUAACUUCUGUGUUAUUUAAAGGAUGAGUCCUAGUCCGAAAAAGCGGUUUGUUUACGCAUGCAAAUCAAGAGGCCAAUUUUUGAAGAAAUGGCUUCUUUGUCUGAAAGAGAUUCAGCGCAAAAUAACGAUCGAGAAAAGACUUUACUUGCGGGUCACUUAACUUUUAUAGUGCUCACAUCCAAGUUUUUAGUGAAGGAGUGACUUGAUAAAUGUGACUAUUAAAAGAGUUUCAGCGUAAAAUACCGAUCGAAGAAACACUUAACCUGGGUCACUUACCUUUUAUAGUGCUCACAUCAAUUUUUUAGUGAGGGAGUAACUUGAUAAAUGUGAUUAUUAAAAGAGUUUCAGCAUAAAAUACUGAUUGAAAAAACUUAACCUGGGUCACUUACCUUUUAUAGUGCUCAUGUCCAAUUUUUUAGUGAGGUUGUGACUUGAUAAAUGUGACUAUUAAAAGAAAAAUGAACGUAUUACAUAAAGCUGUUACGGCAUGCAUGCGUCAUAGACCGUUUUAUUUCUGUACAAAAACCCCAAAAAAGAGUGAAAAAAUCUCAAUUAGAAUUCUAUCACAAUUUGUAACAUGUACUUUGAAUUUAUUUCUCAAUAUUAAUUGCAUUUAGAUGAUAUUGACAUUUAAUUUAACUAUGGUACUUUGAAUUUAUUUCUCAAUAUUAAUUGCAUUUAGAUGAUAUUGACAUUUAAUUUAACUAUGGUAUAACUGAAAUAUAAAAUCAUGUAAGUAAUAUCUACAAGUAUAAAUAAUAUUAGCUUAUGUUAUUAUAUAUAUAGCAUGUCAGUUUUGUAUUAGUGUUCCAUGUAUCCUUAUAUAAAAUACAUACUAAUUAAGCAUCAAUACAGAAAAAUUAGAUAGUAUUGAAAAUGGGUGGAAUUCACUCAUGUCACAGUUUUGUCAGUCCCGACAGCCGAGGUGGUGUGAGUAGAAUCGUGACGUAUUUUAAGUUACAAAUAUGUUUCAGCUGUCAUGAUUGGUUGAGAUAUUCUUUAUGCAGUCUGCACAUGCGUUGUAUUCCCAAAUUCUCCUUUUCACUCGAUUGACACUUAUUUUGGGAAUUGAGAGAAUUUAAUUCCGGAAAGCUCAAUUGUGAAUAUCCACAUAGUAAAUUGGAAUCAACUUCUGACCCAGGUUCAGCACUGUGUUUGCUUUGUAACCUUGUGGGUGCUCUAUCAUCUUUCCAGAAAGUUUGAAUUGACAGCAUUGAAUGACUGCAGAACUAUUAUUAACAAGAUGAACAAAUCGAUCAAGAAAAAAAUAUUUGAUUUACAAUUUCACAACCACACCAAGUUUGGCAGUUAUAAGAAAUAAAAUUGUACACAGAGUAUUUUAUUAGGAUGAUAAAUUCAUCAAAUUGACAGGUUUUCUCUUUGAACUCUAUCUCACCUUUCUCCAGGUACAUUUAGAUUUAUAGAUAUAUAUAUCUUAGAGUGUUUGAUGUUUUUAUGAAAUAAGAACAUAUUACCUUUUUUGUAGUGCUACAUAUCACACCAUUAGUUUAUAUAUACCCGUAUUACUACUUAAUAAUUAUUAUAUAUUGUUUUGUAAUAAAUAGUUUAAUUGUAUAUAGUUGUUUAUGAAUAUUGAAUAUAUAUAUAUCAUCCUCUCUUAUAUAUAUAUAUAUAUCUCCAUGUAUAAGUAUUUCCAAAUAUUCAUAUCACCACCCACUUGUCAUUUUUAUAAAUAUAUAUUUAGAUGCUUAGACAAACUUGAGCUUUUUUAUUCAGUAUCUGCUCAUAUUAUAUCCUUUUGUUGUUUAUAUUACAUGCAUGUACAAACACAACCAUACCUUCAGGCAUUGAUGUAUAUCUUUAAAUCUUCACUCAAAAUUAAAUAUUAGGUCUGGUUUUAAAUAAUAUUCAGAAGAAUUUGAUUUGGGGAGGGAGUUUCAUUUGUAUAUUUUUAAAUCUGCACACUUAAUUAGAUAUUCAAUCUUGUUAUUGGCUGUGUUUAAACAUACAGGCCUGAAAUGUUUUCUAAACUAUUAAUUAGACAUUUAUUAACAUGACAAGACCAUAAUCAACUCUUGAUGUCAUCAGAUAUCUCUGAUAUUAAGUAGAUUAGAACAGGUCAGCCAUAUUUUGAUUUAAUCUAAAAAUGGUGAAGCGAGGCUAAUCUUUGAACAACCAGUGCGGUGGUUGCAAUUAAUGCACACAUCUUGUCAAACCUUCAAAAGCUGAUAUCUUCGCUCCCAAUGGAGCAAUUUGAAUGAAAUCUUCAAUAAAUCCAUUUUUCAUUAUCUAUUUUUGAACUAUAUAGUGUAGAAUGGUCAGCUCUUUAUCUAAAUCUUACAUAAUGUAUCUUUAAUACAAAGGAAAGUUUGGAAAUUAUUUUCAUAAACAUUUAAUAAUUAUUAAAUGUGUUUAAAUAUAACUGCGUGUCACAUUUUUGGAUAUUUGCAUGCCGGUAGUUGUAAAUUUGUCUGGAAAUUAUUUCUAUAACAUUUAAUAAUUAUUAAAAUUGUUUAAAAUUAACUGUGUGUCACAUUUGGAUAUUUGCAUACCAGUAGUUGUAAAUUUGUUUGGAAAUUAUUUCCAUAACAUUUAAUAAUUAUUAAAAUUGUUUAAAAAUAACUGUGUGUCACAUUUGGAUAUUUGCCUACUGGUACUGGGUAGUUGUAAAUUUGUUCAAAUUAUCUGAAAUAUAGUUUGUGAAAUGUAACUGCUGUUUGACAAAUAUGUAUUAUUGGAUAAAUCAUAUUUUAUCGAAUAUAAAUCAGUAUAGUUAUAAUCUCAUAAUUGGUAUCUGUUUAAUAUAUUUUAAGGUUUGUAUUUGAUAAUCAAAAUUUUAUUGCAGACAAAUCCUCUUUUCUUAUUUUAAUUGUGUUUUUAUGGCAGCAGAUGAGACUAAUAUUCCAGUGUGUAAUUAUUAAUUAUGUGUUAUUAACAAACAAUUGUUGAUUUUAAAACUAUUAUUUGUGAAUUUGAUAUGUUCGACUCCUGCUUUUUAUGAUAAAAAAAAAAAGGCUAAUUAAGCUAUGGAGUUAAAAAGUAAGAAAUGCUUUUCGCACUUGGGAACACGUACAUAUAUCAUAUUGU